Iphiclides podalirius (scarce swallowtail) is the source of this 10782-nucleotide messenger RNA. Lineage: Eukaryota; Metazoa; Arthropoda; Insecta; Lepidoptera; Papilionidae. The record is from the annotation of a GenBank genome assembly.
AUGAAUUUAAUGCGCAAAUUGCGAGGGGCAUCAGCCUCUACAUCUUCAGAUUCUGAGAGCUCCAAUUCUUCGUCACACGUUCAGCUUGGCCUUAUGCAUUUGAAAAAGCUUUUCGCGGAAUAUACCCAUCCAUCACAGCCUCUUUCAGAGUCUGAAAAAGAUGACAAACUAUACAACAUGCUUCCUCUCUUCUGUAAGGUAUUUGGAACAAGUCCUUCAAGUGAGAUGAAUGAAAAGUUCUGGGAUAUUCUUUCAUUCUGCCAGCAAGUUUCAAAACUUAUGGUAUCGGAGAUAAGAAAAAGAGCAAGCAAUCAAAGCACUGUGGCCGCUAGUUGUGCAAUUGCAAAAUUUUUGGAAAUUGAGAAUUCAGAAGAGUCAAGCAAUGGAUGGAUGUUAUUAUCGACAUUAAAUCUUUUAGCUGCAGGAGAUCAAUCGUUGAUUCAGGUCAUGACAACAGCAGCUAUACCAUCAACAUUAGUUAAAUGUCUGUAUUUGUUUUUUGAUCUUCCUGAAAUACCUGAUGCGGAGGCUGAUGUUCAAGAUGAAAAUAGUGAUUUUACUCCAAGGGAGAGAAGAAUUCUGCUUCAAAAGAUUUUUGUGCAGGUAUUAGUCAGGCUAUGUAGUCAUCCCUUCCCCUGUGAGGAACUUGCGAGGAAAGACGAUUUGAGUCUUUUAUUCUCUGCUAUUACAUCUUGGUGUGCACCACACAACAUCAUGUGGAGAAAGUCUGCUGCUGAGGUGUUAAUGACACUAUCUAGACAUGGACUCACACAAUCAGUUGUGCAGUAUAUACAUAAUAAGGGAUGUGUGGCGCUUUGUAUAGAAAAUAUGCAGAGAAUACCAGAGUUGACUCCAUUGGAGGUCGUGGAGAUGUUUGUAGCAGUAUUCUGCUUUCUAAAGGAUUCCAGUGAAGUAAGUCAAUUACUACUAGAUGACUUUCGCUCCUGCCAAGGAUAUUUAUUUUUGUCUGAGUUUUUACUGAAACAUGAGAGACAAGAUGUACCUGAUUAUUUGACAUCAGGGUUAGAAGAGGAACGAGUGAGUGGCACUGAAGCCAAGGCUGCACUGAGAAAUCUCGUUCUAAUGAUCUCUUCACUAUGUGCAUGUGGUUUUUCCGAGUUGCGACCCACCCGAGCAAAUACGGAGCUGUUUCAACUGCAAGGUUUCGUUUUGCCCCAACCAUCCACUCCCGGACAAGCCGUUAGGAAUGUACAAGCUUUUCAGGUACUACAAUCGGUAUUCAUAAAGUCAACAUCAGCGGCUCUCUGCUGCACGAUCCUUGACGCAAUAUCAAGUGUAUAUCACGCGGACAACGCCAACUACUUCAUUCUGGAGAAUCAGAACACGCUGAGUCAGUUCUCCGAAAGGAUCUAUACCAAGAACUCUGAAAUACAAGAGAAGUUCUUCGAGCUGUUGGAGUUCAUAGUUUUCCAGUUGAAUUUUGUGCCCUGCAAAGAGCUCAUAUCGCUCUCUCUGCUCCUAAAAGCAAACAAAUCUAGGAGCUGUAGUAUUCUUUGCAUGAAAACUUUACUGAAUAUCCUGAAACACAACACAAUAUUUAAAGAUGUGUAUAGAGAGGUGGGGAUGUUGGAGGUUUUCGUCACCUGCCUGUCCCGAUAUGCCGCCUUCCUAAAAGAUAAGCAAAUACUCGAAGAAGAGAAGAGGAAAGCUGAGGGUUCGGAGAACGCAUCAAACGGUUCUCCAGUAGCACCAGAACGAAGAAAGCGACUGUCCAGGCAAGAGUCUUUGAUAAAAGACCCAAACACUGACAUUGAAGAAGAAGCCUUGGGUUCAUUAGUCAUGGAGGGACUGACAGCACUGCUCAGUGGAAAUACAAAUAAUUGUAAUGUCUUCAGAGAUUGCGGUGGUGCCAAAUGCGUUCAUGGCAUGGUUGUGCAUGAAUCUUGCAGGAACAAAGCUUUAGGUGUGAUACGAGAGUUGAUCGUGAGCGGUUCCGGUGAAGAGGACAUGUCUGCGUUGCUCUGCGGAAUGCACGCGGCACCGAAUGACGCGUUGAAUCUCAAACUGCACAUUCUCAAAGCGCUGCUGACAUGUUUACGGGAUUCCCACCGCACUAGGACUAUCUUUAGAAAAGUGAGCGGUUUCGUGUACGUAACGAGUGUGCUGGUGUCGCUCGAGGGCAAGCUUAAAGGAGACGAGCUGAUUGACCGCGACAUGUUGCAGCUGUUGCACAUUGUGUUCUACACUAUCAGCACGGCGAUGAGGUUCGAGCCUGCGAACGCGAAGUUCUUUCAUCACGAGAUUUGCAUGACAACCCUAAGUGAAACGAUAAGACUGUUGGGUUGCUUCACCACUGACACCGAGUUAUUGAACGACUCCGAGAGCGGUGAUCCGGAACUGUAUGAGGUCUUUCAUGAGAUCUUCACUGGGAGCAUCUUAGACAUGACUUUCCCAGAGACAGUGCCAGUCGUCUUUAUCCACGCCUGUAUUGUGUUGAGACUAUUAUAUGAUGUUGCGUUGGAUUCAUUCGACAAACCGACAUUUUGCGGAUCGCUUAACGUUAAAUCUCCUAGUUUGACUAGGCAGAGCUCCGCUAUUAACGAGACAAAGCCAGCGGGACGCGCGGCCCCACUGAACUUAUCUGUGGGCAGUUCAUCCGGCGAAGCGUGGGUGGUGCAUUCCGGGGUGGUGAUAGUGCUGGCCAAGCUGUUGCCAGCGCUGCCAAGGCCGGAGCAGCACGAGGACUUCGCGAGGGCUAUGCGCGAUUACCUCGCCCACGUGCUCAAGAGCCUCGUUAGGAGCGAGCGCAACCAGCAAGUGAUGUGCGGCGCAGGACUAGCGGGAGUAGUGCUGCGCGUGUGCGGCGCUGCGCUGCGCUGCGAGCGGCACCCCCUCCAUGCGCCCGCCAUGUACAUGCUCGAGCGGCUCGCCGCGCACGCGCUGCGCCCCAUCGAGCUGCGAGAAUUCCUCCGAAUGGGCAAUCCGUUGAAUUGCUUGGCACCAGAACCCGGACAAGUGUGCAAACCCGGAGGACCCGUGCCACUUACAAGGAUAAAGACUCUAGUAUCCAUGACAACUCCCAGGGAUUACAGGUCACAGAAUUCAUGCACUCUACCGCCGUUCGUCGAGUUUGAUAUGUCAGCGGAGGGCUUCGGCUGUCUCUACCUGCCUAGUAUCGCGCCGCAAUCCGCGAAUUUGAAUGCCCUCGGCACCCAGGACACCGCUACAUUGGGCGGCAUCGGUUCGGGUGACAGAGUGUUCCCGCCGCAGACGGGCCUCUCGUACUCGACGUGGAUAUGCGUGGAGAAGUACUCGGAGCCGCGCACAGACCCGCACUGCGUUCGUCUCCUGACCCUGGUGCGGAACAUCAACAACAGCCGCGACGAGCACCUGGUGUGCCUCGCGGUGGUGCUCUCCGCCAGGGACAAGGCCAUCAUUGUGUCCACGCAGGAGACGCUGGUGCCACACAACGUGGGUGAGUGGGAACCAGAAGGCUCCGGCGAGUGUGGCGCAAGAGUUUGGUGCCCGGAUUUGCAGCACGAGGGGCAGUGGCACCAUCUGGUGCUUGUGCUCAAUCGCGCCGUCCUCAAGAAUUCCUCCUUUUCCUUGUAUUUAGAUGGUCAGCACAUGCACUCGGGGAAGCUGCACUACGUGAGCGCGAACCCGGGCGGGGGUGCGGCCACGCUGUCGGGCGCCUCGAGCGUGUACUGCGUGCUGGGCACGCCGCCGCAGUGGCGCCGCUACUCGCGCCUGCUCUGGCGCCAGGGGCCCGCGUUGCUGCUCGAGGAGGUGCUAUCGGCGCAGACCGUGUCGACCAUCUACCAGCUGGGGCCGCACUACGUGGGCACCCUGCAGGCGCCGCUGCCGCCGGGGCAGGGCCAGGAGCCACUGCCGCCGCUGGUGGCCGAGGAGAAGGUGGUGUUCGGCAUCAACGCCCGCGCCCUCUCGCAGCUCACCCUGGCCAAGAUCCGCAAGGUGUACAGCAAGAACGACAACAAGGCGAUAGCGAAGCAGCUCGGCAUGUCGUCCCACGAGAACGCGACGCCCAUCAGGAUACUGCACAACUCCGCCGGCCACCUGAUGGGCCCGGCCAGGUGUCUCGGCGGCACCGUGGUGGGAUACCUGGGCGUCAGGGUGUUCUGCCCGAAGCCCGCAGCGAUCAUGAUUGACACAGUUGGUGGCUGUUCAGUAUUACUGGGUUUGAUAGCAAUGGCGCAGGAUGUGGAAUGCCUUUAUGCUGGAGUAAAAGCCCUAGUGUGCGUGGUCCGCUCGAACAAAGCAGCGCAGGCGGAGAUGGACCGCCGGAAAGGUUAUCAAACACUCGCGAUGCUCCUGAAGCGGAAGAAACAGCUGCUCAACUCGCACAUAUUGCAUCUCGUGUUCGGAUUGGUCGGGACCGUUGACAGUCAAAAAGAGACAUCUUCCAUUCCCAACUUGACGGCAUUCCAGGACUUGAUCUGCGAAAUGGAGGUCUGGCUCGGCGCGCCGGGCGGACUAAUAAAGUCCCUGCUCGAGCACCUGCUGGAGCUCGCAACGGAAACAGCGCACAGAACGCACAACCUGCGCACAAUGCGGGAGCUACAACUGGUCUCCAAGCUCCUGUACAUCAUAAACGAUGUGAAAGUCGUUAGCACGAAGAACGUACUCAUCCAGCUGUUGGCGGCCCUCCUGGGCGGGCAGCCGCGGCCCAGCGACCUCCUGUGCCUCGGCCAGUUCAUGGCCUACACCCUGCCGCUGCCGUCGCAGACAGAACAGGGCCUGAACCUGAAAGAGAGCGACUGCGAGAAAGAGAGCGAAGGCGAUCAAGUCAUUCUGCGCAACAAAUGCUUCAAUGUGCUCCACGGCCUGCUCUUCACCGCCCGGAACCUGGUCAACACGAUCGUCUGCGAGGAGAUAUCGCGCGUGCUCGGCAUGGACUGGCUACUCAGCUUCAUGCAGGAGAAUGUGCACCCGUCGACGGUUUUGUGGGCAUUGAGGAUACUCGUUAUUUUGUGCUCGGGGCAGGGACAACCGUCUGCUAUAAUGCAAAGGUUCCGCGAGGGCGCCGGCAACGGCGGUUGGCUGCGGCACACCGAGAUGAUCGCGGCCACUCAGCAAGCCGGCGUGGUGCUCGCAACUACGGUGCAUUCGCAUUCGCACCUCCACACCGGCCUGUUGCACACCUCCGGCUUCACGCUGCUCACUUGGCUGGUGCUGUCGCACCUGGAGGUGCCCGAGCUGUACUACUUGCUGUUCGGGCUGGUGCUCGGGCAGCCGAUGCGCAGCGUGAGCGCCGAGCGCGGCGUGUCCGUGGAGCGCGUGUGGGCGGCCGCGUGGGGCGCGGCGGCGCCGGCGCGCCAGUCGCCCGCCGCGCUCGCCGCGCGCAUCACGCUCUGCGCGGAGCCCGUCGUCACGCUGCUGGCGGCCGCGCGCAGCCUGGCGCACGCCGAACCCGCGCCGCCCGAAUGGCUCGCCGACCACCCGGUCGCCAUAGUGCAGGUCUUGUUUUCGCUGUACAACACAUUGCCAGACUUUGUCAGUAUAAUGAUGACCGCCGAAGUGCUUACCGCACUAGCGUCGACGCUCUUCCCACCAAACAGCUCGGACGAUAUCCAUAUGCCGAUAUGCGAGAGCGGCGACAGUUCCGGCGCAUCGACGCCCGGCUCCGAGAAGGAGGUGAUGGUGGCGAGCGGCGGCGCCCUCACCACCCACCCGGUGCGCGCUGGCGUCAUGGACUUCCUCAAGGUCAUCGUCCUGGACUCGCUCUCCCUCACCGUCACUGGGAAGACCUCGCCGAGCGCCGCACCCGCCUCUGACACAGUGCCGUCUUCAAUGUUUUGUACGCAAUGCUCCGCUCCGACGCGAUCAUACUUUUAUUGCGUGAUUGACCUAGUGCUGGACGCGUCGCCUCCUAAUUCCACCAGUCAGCAGCAAAUAGAGUACCAGACGGAGGUUUUGACAACUUUGAUGGAGAACCUUCUGAGCACGGAGCUCUUCGGAUCGGAGUCCAACAUCUCCAACGUGUGCUACCUAGCCGCUAGGUUGGUAGACAAGCUGUGGCAGGGCCAGCUGUCGAGGGAUCCUCACGAGGUGUUUGAUUUCAUUGUGAAGUUAGUAACUCAAGCCAAGAAGAAGUCAUCAGUGAUAUCGCUUGAGGGCUUACAUCAUUGUUUGAAUAGAACCAUACUCUAUCUGCUAUCACGUUCCACCGACUCCAUAGCAGACCAGAUGUCCGUUCUCGAGGCGCUGCACAAACUUACUACUAAUAGAUUGUUGAUUUUCGGCGCCGGCAAUCACGAGUUGGAGUUCAUCGGCUGUCUCACGUACUGCUUGCUGCAGCUGAGCGCGAACAUGAAGAUCGCGCUGGACUCGCACAUGCGGACAACUUGGCACGUCAACCCCAGCGGCGAUUUGGAGUCGCGGGACGACAGGCUCACGUCCCAUCAAGGUCGCAACCUGAUGGCGGGCGCGGCGCGGCGCGUGUGGGAGGAGCUGUACGCGUGCAAGAAGCCCGCCAUCGAGGAGGUGUUCAAGGUGACGCUGAGCGCGCCAGUGGGCAACGCGCGCGCCCCGGACCUGCCCGCCGCGCGCGACCAGCUCGCCGACGCCGCGCACCGCCUCUGGCUCAACUACCUGGACACCGAGCGCAAGGCCGUGUAUAGAGUCCCGUGGGAGCUCCACAAUCAAAUCCAAUCUAAGAUACAAAAGGUGACCGGUGGGCUCACAAGGUUGGCGUCGAGGACUAAAGUCAAGAAGGAGGACUCUGCGAAACAAAGACCUCAUCCACCACGUGAGCACGCCCUUGCUUAUAUGCAGGACCACGUUCAGUUAGUCAGGCAGGCGUGGUGCGUGCAGCUGCAGGCGGCGGCGAACACGGGCGCGCACACGACGCGCUACGUGCAGGCGGAGUGGGCGGGCGCGUGGCGCGAGCUGACGCGCGAGCGCGGCCUGUGGGGCCCGCCGCGCGCCUCGCCGCUCGACAAGUGGGCGCUCGACAGCACCGAGGGCCCGUGCCGCAUGCGCAAGAUGCUGCGCCGCAACCACCACUUCUACCUGCACUACCCCUACCGCCCGCAGCCGCACCCGGACGGCAAACAACUGAAGUACAAAGUAGCCCAGAGUCUCGACAGUAAAGAAUAUUAUAGAGUAUUCCAACAAUGGCGGACUGCUGGGAACAGUUUAGGGGAAACAGACGGCAUCGAAAUGGCUGACAUAGAUAUGUACAAAGAAGAAGUUACUAACGGCGUAGUCAGUCGCGGCAAUAAUCUCGCUUCUGGUGAAGCCAAUGAAGACGGCCCUGACGUUGAGGACGAGGAUGAACAGCAAUCUCCCCCACCCGAUAAUCAAACAUUGCUGCGAUUGUUGGAGCAUCACGAGAAGAUCUCGCACAUGUUCCGAUGCGCCCGCAUCCAGGGCCUCGACACCACGGAGGGCCUUCUGCUGUUCGGCCGCGAGCACUGCUACGUCAUCGACGGAUUCACCCUGCUCAAGAACCGCGAGAUCCGCGAUUUGGACAGCUGCCCAGACGACUACGAACCGAUCCUGCCCAGCCAGGGCAUACAGAGGAGCAACCAGAGGCAGUGCUCGAAAUUCCUCUACGAAGACAUUAGGGAAGUUCAUAAAAGGAGGUAUUUAUUGCAACCAAUUGCCUUAGAAGUGUUCUCCAGUGACGGUCGAAACUAUUUGCUUGCGUUCCCGAGGAAAGUGCGCAACAAGGUGUACAGCCGAUUCACCGCUCUGGCGACGGGCAUGGCGGACAGCGCGGCCGGCUCCGUGGCCGGCCAGAAGCGAGGAGUGGCAGUGGAGCAGCCCGGCGGACUCCUCGCUACGCUCAUUGGUGACACGUCCGUCACCCAGCGGUGGCUGAGGGGCGAAAUUUCCAACUUCCAAUACUUGAUGCAUCUGAAUACGUUAGCCGGAAGAUCGUACAAUGAUCUGAUGCAGUAUCCCGUGUUUCCCUGGAUACUAGCCGAUUACGACUCGCUUGAGCUGGAUCUGACAGAUCCCGCGACGUUCCGUGAUCUGACCCGACCGAUGGGCGCUCAAAGCCCUGAGAGAUUGGAGCAGUUUAGAAAGAGAUAUAAGGAAUGGGACGACCCUCACGGCGAGACGCCGCCGUACCACUACGGCACCCAUUACUCGUCGGCCAUGAUCGUCUGUUCGUACCUGGUGCGGAUGGAGCCCUUCACGCAGCACUUCCUUCGGCUGCAGGGCGGCCACUUCGACCUGGCCGACAGAAUGUUCCACUCGGUAAAAGAAGCUUGGAAUUCAGCAUCGCGUCACAACAUGGCCGACGUGAAGGAAUUGAUUCCCGAGUUUUUCUACUUGCCCGAGUUCUUAUUGAACUCGAAUAAUUUUGAUUUGGGUUGCAAGCAGUCUGGCGUGGCGCUGGGCGACGUGGUGCUGCCGGCGUGGGCGCGGGGGGACCCCCGCGAGUUCAUCCGGCUGCACAGGGCGGCGCUCGAGUGCGACUACGUAUCGCACCGGCUGCACCACUGGAUCGACCUGGUCUUCGGCUACAAGCAGCAGGGCCAGCCGGCGGUGGACGCCUUCAACGUCUUCCACCACCUCUUCUACGAGGGCAACGUCGAUAUAUACAACAUUGACGAUCCCUUGAAGAAAAACGCUACGAUCGGCUUUAUAAACAAUUUUGGACAAAUACCGAAACAGCUCUUCAAAAAAGCACAUCCGAGUAAGAAAAUGUCUCAAAGAAGUUCGACUAUACUGGAUCCAAACAAUAUAAUUCCUUCACAAGGCAUAACACCGCCCGAAAAAUUAUUCUUCCACAAUUUGGAGAAUCUUAGACCUUCUUUACAACCAGUAAAAGAAGUGAAGGGCCCCGUGGGGCAGAUCCUGUACACGGAGAAGGCCAUACUGGCGGUGGAGCAGAACAAGGUGCUGAUGCCGCCGUCGUACAACAAGUACGUGGCGUGGGGCUUCGCGGACCACUCGCUGCGCGUGGGCAACUACGACAACGAGCGGGCGGUGUUCAUCUGCGAGGCGGCGGCGCAGGCCUGCGGCGAGGUGGUGGCCUGCGUCUGCCCCUCCGCCAAGACCAUCGUCACGGCUGGCACCAGCACGGUGGUGACCGUGUGGCAGUACUGGUCGCGCCGCCGGCGGCUGGCGGUGAAGGUGUGCCUGUACGGGCACGAGGAGGCGGUGACCUGCCUGGCGGCCAGCCCCGCCUACAACCUGGUGGUGAGCGGCAGCCGCGACGGGCAGGCCAUCGUGUGGGACGUGGAGCGGGGCGCCUUCGUGCGCCAGCUGCUGCCACCGCACCGGCACGCGCCCCACCCGCCCGUCUCCGCUAUCGCCAUCGACGACCUCACGGGCGACAUAGCGACGUGCAGCGGCAGCUGGCUGUACGCGUGGUCCAUCAACGGCGUGCUUCUGGGAACAGCGGACAGCUCCUGCGGCCGCGAGCGAGCCCAGCAGCUGCUCUGUGUUGCCUUCAGCCAGACGAGGGAGUGGGAUCCCCUCAACGUCAUCAUCACCGGCUCCACCGACGGCGUCGUGCGGAUGUGGUCAAUUGACUACGUGGCUGAGACUCCUGAGGAAGAAAAUCAAAGCCUUGAAGUUGGUGUUGACGCCAUCACGGGCUCAAUGGAGGAGGGGAGUGAAGUAAAGAAAGAAGAUCAAACUAUUUCUACUCAGGAGAGCGAGGUCUCGGUUGAAAGUGAAGUGAAAUCAGAUGGUGAGACAAAGGCUGAGGGUAUUGAGUCUAGCAAGAGAGAGGCGGCCAUCAAAAGGGUAGAGGAGUUAGUAAAGCAGAUGAGUCUGUCACAAGAGACUGAAGGUCAUCUAACAAAGUCAGCGUCUGAGAGUUCACUGUCGGACGCGGGCGAAACAACCAGCGCCAAGGAGUCUGCCCGCCGCCACGAAGAGAAGGACACUUGCAGCGACAACGAGGAGCCCUACUCCCCCCAGCCAAAGCCAGAUGCAGUCGACUCCAGCGAGGAGACAAAAGAGGGGACCGAAGACCCUCAGAGCGGCGAAGGGAGCAAUGGCUCCGAAGACCCUCAGAGCGGAAAAGGGGGCAAGGGCUCCGAAGACCCCCAGAGUGGCGGAGAGGGCAAGGGCUCCGAAGAGCCUCAGAGCGGCGAUGAGAACAAAGCUGACAUCAUGCACAGGAGCAAGCUGCAGAAGCAGGGCAAUGUCGUGCUGAGGCGAAAGUCCAAGGGGAAUCUGUUGUAUCGCAAAAGCGGCGGCAGCGUGGGCGACUCUAGUGAGUCGGGCUCGCUGGAGGCAGGCACCGGCGAAGGGGAGUCGGGCCUCCGCACCAGCAAGUCGGACACGAGCCUCAGCGACUCGUUCGUGAUGCUCUCCGCGCCCGCCUCGCCGGCGCCCCCGCUCCCGCCCCACCACUCCCCCGCGCCCCCGCCCCAACGAGACGCACUCGCUGGCGAGGAUGCUGAGAGCAACGUGACCUGGCGGCGGCGCCUGGUGUUGCGCGGCAAGCUGACCAUGCACACGGCAUACGAGCGGCGCGACAACGCUUGCCCGGCGGCCGUCACCGCGGUGGCGGCGGCGCGCAGCGGCAGGGGGCUGGCGGUGGGCGAUGCGCGCGGACGGAUAUUCCGUUGGUCGGCGCCGGACAUGUCUAGCGCAUCGGGCGCAAAGGGUGGACCCGCUGAUCACUGGAUACGCGACGACACCGCCCCAUUUUGUACACAAUGCCAGGUGCGCUUCACGGCGCUGGAGCGUAGGCACCACUGCCGCGAGUGCGGCGCGGUGUUCUGCGGCCGCUGCUCGCGCUACGAGGCGCCCGUGCGCCGCCUACGGGCGCUACGACCCGUGCGCGUCUGCCAGCGCUGCCACGACAACAUACACUCCAAGCGCGAA